AUGAAUAAAUUGGAUGAGACAUUGGACGAUGUACAGAAUACGAGGUUCAGCAAUAUUUAUCAUGACCUUAUCAAACAAAUGGUAAAGACAACGCAAUUUAAUGAAAUUGAAGUGCAAAGCAUCCUAUUGGUCUAUCAUAAAUUCGUUUUAAUGAAUGGACCGAAAGCCAAAAUGAUGAGCAAUGCACAAUUUCAUCAUUUAUUUUUAGUAUUAUUUAAAAUAUACGAUUUGCAAAUUAUCCAACGCAUAUUAUCUUUAAUAACAACGAAUGCGAAAAAGGAUAUUAAUCCGAUUGCUUGGGUGAAAUUGUUUUCAGUUUUCAUGUCCAAUAAAUUGGAAGAAAAAAUCAAAUUUACUUUUCAGAUCUAUAAUGCAACUAAUACCGGAUAUUUGAAUCGUGAAGCUGUGACUUUGGGUGUUUCGAAAUUCUUCAUGGGCGACGAUGAGGACGAAGUCAAUGAAUUACGUGCUGAUAUGCUUGAAGUGCUUUUCAAAAAAUUUGAUAUCGACCGUGAUGGUGCGAUUUCGUAUGAAGAGUAUGCUGUAGUUGUUAAAAAAAAUCCCAUGCUAUUAGAGUUUCUCGGUCAAUGCUUUCCCAAUGUUGAUGGCAUGACCGUGAUUGCCUACUGCACGAAUAUCAUGUCGAAAAUACAAUUUGCUAAAUCCGAUAUCGAUGAGAAAUGAUUCAAUGAUAUCUUUAUAGAUUUCAAUUU
Messenger RNA from Glossina fuscipes, 713 nucleotides. Its product is annotated as EF-hand calcium-binding domain-containing protein 1-like. The record is from RefSeq and is a predicted model, not a curated record. Gene Ontology annotation, biological process: calcium-mediated signaling. NCBI's taxonomy places the organism in Eukaryota, Metazoa, Arthropoda, Insecta, Diptera, Glossinidae. The coding region runs from base 1 to 684 and encodes 227 amino acids. The transcript is spliced from 3 exons. Gene Ontology annotation, molecular function: calcium ion binding; kinase binding.